This is a messenger RNA of Colletotrichum truncatum, 1332 nucleotides long. RefSeq lists its product as uncharacterized. Lineage: Eukaryota; Fungi; Ascomycota; Sordariomycetes; Glomerellales; Glomerellaceae. The record is from RefSeq and is a predicted model, not a curated record.
AUGGGUUCCUCGCGGGGUCUGUUUGAAGAAGAAGAGACCAACAACCGUUUGGCAGACAAUAACAACAUUGGGUUCGGCCCAAUUGGGUCGUCAACGCCAACGUCCGCCCAAGAAUCGAAAGACUCAGAGCCAUCCACUACAAACAUGUCAACAUUUGAUAUCAAAAUUCAGCCGGCGGUAGCAUAUAAUCCCAGGGGUGAUUACAAAGACCGCGUCUUCCCGGCCAUAGCCCGAUGGGUGCAGUUUAAUUGGACCAGUACCAGUAGUAUCGAUAGGAUCAGUUCCUUGAGUGCCGUCUGGGAAUGCGUCGACGAAGGCAUGAUGAAUCGAACAAUUAGUUUCGCGAAAUAUGACCCAUACAACCUCACGGAGUUGCGUCCGAGUGGAACAAACCUUUUCCUUUCUGGUGAAUUAUUAGAACAAAAGAUGUUCUUUGCCUCCAACUUCCGGCUCAUGAUCCCUUCGAAACGGAUCGCGUCUAUCGGCGGGAAGAAGACAGAAUGGGACGGUAAAGAUAUGCGCAUCGUUUUCACCUGGAACCUGGACGAUCGCUCAGGUUUCACUAGCAGUGGUUUAUUCACAAUCACUGAUAGCGAAAUCGAGUCGGCUGAGUGGAAUCAGACGAUUAACAAAAUUGGAUCGAAGCCAAACGAGAGUUCCGACAUCGACAUGAAUUCGGCAGGGGGCCCAAGCUCACCCGGUGAUGCGAUAUCGACGUCGACUGGUGCGACUUCUACUGGGCCUACUGUUGGAGCAACAGGGGCCGUUUCGAUACCUGCAAGCGGGUCAGCCUCCCGUAACGGCGGCCUUGGGACUCCCGCCAUUGUCGGUAUCGUUAUUGGUGUACUGCUUGGCGUCGCCAUUUUUGGUGGCCUGAUUUGGUUCUUCCUCCGCCGUCGCCGGCGAGCUGCCCAUUCUCCAGACGGCACUUACGACUCUGGAAAUAGUCCACUUGAAUACAUUGGCGACAAGGAGACGCAUGCUCGUGUGACUGAGUCACCGCACUCUCCGUACUCGGACGACGGCCAGCAGCAACGACACCUUAACAUACACGGUCAGGAAAUGGAUCUCCCUGUCUCGACUGCCAGCCCUACCGAGGGCCAUGCCUUUGUUUCUUACGCCGAACAAGACCACACGCCUAAUGCCUCGCGUUCAGUAGAGAAUCUUGACCGAGAUGGACCUCGCUCAUCAAACCCCAACUUGAAUUCCAAUGUCUCACAUCUUAUCGAAGAUGGCAUGACUGAGGAUGAGAUCCGCCGGCUGGAAGAGGAAGAGCGGGCGCUGGAUGCAGCAAUUGAGCAGGCUGGCCAAGGCCAGGGGCAGCGCCGGUAG